AGUGAGACUCUGUCUCAAAAAAAAAAAAAAGCAGGGCAGGGUUCAAUGUCCUUCUCUGUCCUUAUGCGUGGUCUCAGGCAGAGCAUCUACAUUCUCCCCUUUCUCCUCCCUGGAAUCAGAGUCCUGCGUUUAGGGCCCCCAGUCUCACCAAACAGGCUCUGCAUCCUCCACCCAGAACAUGCCACACAUUUCUUUUCUUUUCUUUUUUAGAGAUAAAAACAACAACAACAACUACAGGCUGGGGGCAGAGCAUAGCAUGUGUUAAGCAGUAUAACUAGGCAGCGUGCUGAACAGUGUGCCAGUUACAAGUCCAAGAGACUUAUACUGUCCCUUGCCUGGCACUCCCCAACUCCUACUCAAGUUUCAUGACUAAAAGUCUUCUCCCCCAGUAAGCCUUUCUAGCCAACUCCCUGCCUGUCCCCCUUCAACUGGGGUAAGUGCACAACCUGGUCCCACCUGUCCUCAGGCAUUUUUCUAUCAAAGCAUUUAUCUCAUUACAUUUUUAAAAAAUUCUUUAAAAAAUUUGUAUUAUGAAAAAUGUCAAACAUAUACAAAAAUAGCCAGAAUAGGAUAAUGAAGCCCAUGGACCCAUCACUCAGUUUCAACAAUUACCAACUUAUAAUUUUGUUUCAUUUAUAUCACCUAUCACUUCAAAUUAUCCUGAAACAAAUCUCCAACUUCACAUCAUUUUAUCAGUAAAUACCUCAUUAUGCUUCCCUAAAAGAUAGGGGUGCUUUUCUAAAAAAGCAUAAUCAUAAUACCAUUAUCACAACUUUAACAAUUUUUAGGUGGGCCCCCAGGACCAGGCAUAGUCUCUGGGAAAGAAAGGUCAACACCAGCUGCCAGAGAGAGCUUGAUACCAAGUCUGCUUUGUGAGAGUCACCAAAACAGCCAACACCAUUCUCAGAAGAGAAAGGAGGACUGGUCCUUUCCUGGUUGACCUAAGGGUCUUAUUCAGGGACUACUUCCUCAGAGAGGCUCUUCCUGACUCCCCUGCCCUCUCCUUCCUGGACUGGGCAGUAGUAAGUGGCCUUCUGAUCUCCUAGGACUGUUACCCUGAGCCAACCACGGGAGAACCCAAUGUCAGCCUGACCCCAGAACAGCCACCUACGUCAAUCUGUGAAAGCAGCCUGCACACAACACUAAUUGUUGGUGUGGACACUAAGCCAAAGAUUGCCAGAUGGCAACCUAUGGUUCCUACAUGCUGCUGGGAGGAUUUCCCAGCACCAUAGUCAGAAUAGCCUGUGAGAACCUGGGCUGAAAACCUCAAUAGCCCCUUCAACCUCUUCCCACUGUCUCGGGCCAGCCCAGUUUGUGCAUGGGGGCCUCAAAGCUGGUUCAGACUGCAUCCCUUUCCCAGAUGGCAUGUGUGAUAUAAAUGGCUCUCCAGAAGCCAGGCAUGGUUGAGAUUAAAGGCGCAUGCCUUUAAUACCAACUACUCGGGAGUCUGAGGUGGAAGGAGCACUUGAGCUCAGGAGUUUGAGGCCAGCUUGGGCAAUAUAGUGAAACCCAGUCUCUUUUUUAAAAAGCCCUUCAGAGGGGUGAGGGAAGGCACAGGCAGGUGGGGUCCUGGGUGUCCUGCUAUCUCCACAGAAGGGCAGUCCUCACCCCAGCCUCAUGCUGAUGAGACCAGGCAGAGGCCUGACAACGCAGUGCGGAAGGGAGCAGCCAUUAGCACUAAUGAAGCAGGCGGCCUGAAAGCUUUUUACUCUGAAGCAGCUCGCCUACCCAGGGAACAGUCCGUUCUGCUUCCUUAGCUUCCAGGAACCCUAGGUGGAAAAUGGUUUGGGGACAAGAGGAGGGGUGGGGGGUCUUGGAGAAGACUGGAAGGAAAAGGGGAGGGGAGGCAGGACCAGGAAUGCAGUCAGGAGGGACUGCUAUUGGCUAGAUGGGCUUCUCCCACUUCCCCCUCCGCUGGAGGCUCUGGUUCUGUACCCCACCCCUGCCCUACAAUGGCCACUGGCCCAUCACCCUCUUCAAUGCCCUUGACCCAACUUCCUGGAAGGAAACAACAUGCCACAUAGGGUCUGAGUAAGCAUCUCCGGGGCCACAAAUUAGAUUAGACUUCUAGGGCCGCCUGCCUUGUUAUUACUAAUGGCUUCGGCCUGGCCCACAUGCUAGGUCUCUGUCCUGUGGAAAUUUUGGGGUCCUGGGCACCCUAUCUUGUUCCAAAACUUUAAUUGGCUCCUGGAGACCUCACCCCAAAUUAGAGAUGGGUAUCCCUCUUGUAGAGCAACAAAGCCGCUUAGGUUCCAGGGAGUGAAGCCUGAACUGUGCCCCCACCAUCCAGGGAGGGCCCCUCGCCCUCGCAGCAGGAACAGUCACGUGUGGGCUCUUCAUUAGACUCUGCUAUAUAAGCUGAGGGCACAGGGUUGUGAGGAACACUCUAGGCAAGGAUUCAGAAAGCAGAGGUAAGUCCUCAGGUUAGGCAGGGAAUCCUACUCUGGGUUGGGGGGGGCCUCUAUCUGGGCAUCUAGAGGAUACUCUGAGGAUGAGGAGAGACUAAGUUGUGGGUCUUCCUACUGAGACAGGCCAUGCUGAAUGCAGUGCUGCUGAGCUGUGCCCUGCUGCUGGCAUUGCCCACCAUACAGGGGGCCCAGAUGGGCUUGGCCCCCCUGGAAGGCAUCAGAAGGCCUGACCAGGCUCUGUUCCCAGAGCUCCCAGGCCUGGGCCUCUGGGCCCAGCUGAAGAAGACAACCGAAGAACAAGCAGAAGAGGCUCUGCUGCAGGAGGCUGAGGCCGAAGCGGAGGCCCUGGCAGAGGUGCUAGACCCGCAGGACCGCGAGCCCCGCUCCCCGCGUCGCUGCGUGCGGCUGCAUGAGUCCUGUCUGGGACAGCAGGUACCGUGCUGCGACCCAUGCGCCACAUGCUACUGCCGCUUCUUCAACGCCUUCUGCUACUGCCGCAAGCUGGGUACGGCCAUGAACCCCUGCAGCCGCACCUAGCUGGCCGAUGUCAGGGUCGGAGCAGGAGGAUGUGAAUAAAGAAUGGGACCAACCCCGAGGCUGUGGUUAUUUCGAACGUGGCCGUCGAAGUGGGGGAGGGCUCACGGCAGGGGUAGGAGUGUCACCAAGCCAAGAAACUAUACACACCCCUAGGGCCUGAGCUACCUCAUCGUCUGAGGCACAUACACAUGCGCUUUGAGGGCGCCGGGUUGAGGAGAGACGCACUCCAGACCUGGAGAAUCUGGCACAAGAAACGCGGGGAAGGCUGGGCGCAGCGCGGCAUAAGGGCUGGAACCCAGGGCUAACGAAUAAUAAUCAUUAGGCUCCAGGGCCUGCUUGCGGUGACUUCCACGCGUGACCUUCAGAAAAGUCCGCCCCUCACAGGGCCUCAGCUCCUCUCUCAGGGUGGGGGAGGCUGAUUCAGCAGUCUGGAAUCUUUCCAACCAAGAGAAACACCACCCACUCCCAU
Messenger RNA from Microcebus murinus (gray mouse lemur), 3414 nucleotides. It is a transcript of the gene AGRP, whose product is annotated as agouti related neuropeptide. Gene Ontology annotation, biological process: hormone-mediated signaling pathway; adult feeding behavior; positive regulation of feeding behavior. Lineage: Eukaryota; Metazoa; Chordata; Mammalia; Primates; Cheirogaleidae. Gene Ontology annotation, cellular component: extracellular region. The record is from RefSeq and is a predicted model, not a curated record. Gene Ontology annotation, molecular function: neuropeptide hormone activity; type 1 melanocortin receptor binding.